AAAAGACUCAUAAAGGGAAGAGAAGACUAAAAGCACCAAAGAGCACUUUAGAAAUUUCCAGAUGUUCUGAACGUUUUUGUAGCUCCGAGAAUUUGAGGCAACGACCUGAUGGCUCGUUUCCGCUUGGAAAGUGGGUUAUAUCCGGUCUGAUUAUUAGCUCAGAAACUGAGGAUUGUUUUGAGCAUUUCAGAUAAGAUACAACCUGUAAGGGAGACGCUGACAUGGCAGAGAGGGAGGCAGGCAUGGAGGAGGACGCAGGAAAUCUGCCGGCCAGAGACGGCGAUGAUGGCGAGGACGAGGCUUUGUGGGGUGACGGGGGGCUUUUCAGGGUGGUGGACAGGGAGGACGAGGACGAACAGCCGGUGGACGAGGAUGACGAGGAGGCGCCAGAGUCUUUUGAGCUGGACGCUCCAGCAGAGCGCAGCGGCCACAUCGCAGUCGUUGAUAGAAAUAUCAUGUAUGUGUGGGGCGGAUACAAGAAUGGCCAAAAUCAUGGAUUCUUUGAUUUAUACCUGCCCAGAAAUGAGGUGUGGACCUACAACAUGGAGUCAGGAGUUUGGUUGAAGCAUGUCGCCGGAGGGAACCUGCACACGUCCAUGUCCGGCAGCUGUGGGACGUGUCUGGAUGGGGUCCUCUACCUGUUCGGGGGCCAUCAUGCCAGAGGAAACACUAACAGAAUCUACCGUCUGCCUCUCAGGGCGCCCAGCCUGGUGUGGGAGGAAAUGAGGGACCUGAAAGGACUUCCUCCGUCCUCCAAGGACAAGCUGGGAUGCUGGGUCCACAAGAACAGACUGAUUUUCUUCGGUGGGUACGGCUACACUCCGCAGGGAUCUCAUCGAGGGACUUUUGAGACCGAUGAAACGUCUUCUCUUAUGUGGGACAGUCCUGAACGAGGCUGGAACAACCACAUCCAUGUCCUGGACCUGGACACUUCAGCGUGGAGUCAACCCAUCACUCAGGGGAACACGCCGUCCCCCAGAGCAGCUCACGCGUGCGCCACGGUGGGAAACAGAGGUUACGUGUUCGGAGGGCGAUUCAAGAAUUACAGACUGAAUGAUUUGUACUACAUCAACCUGGACACAUGGGAGUGGCAUGAAAUGAGCGUUCCUCAGCAUCCUGUGGGUCGGUCCUGGCAUUCCUUCACUCCAGUUUCACCAGAUCUCAUCUUCCUGUUUGGAGGUUUCACCACAGAGAGAGAAACACUCAGUGACGCGUGGCUGUACUGCGUCAGCAGGAACGACUGGAAGCCGUUCAAGCACAGCUACACGGAGAGCCCCAGGCUGUGGCACACGGCGUGCUCCGGGCCGGACGGCGAGGUGUUCGUGUUCGGAGGCUGCGCCAACAACCUGCUGUCUCAUCAGAGAGCUGCUCACAGCAACGAGCUGCUGAUUUUUAACGUCCAGCCCAAAUCGUUAGUCGGGUUCUGUAUGGAGGCGGUUCUGCAGCACCGGGAGCGGCUGUCCUCUCACUGGGACUGCCUGCCCAAACACCUGCUGCACAGCCUGAAGCAGAGGAUGUCCCGGGUCAACACGCUGGGCUCCUAGAACCGGGCAGAACCCACCAGCCGGCUCUGCCCGGAGCGCUAACGUGUGAAAACAUGAAUUAAAAUGACAAGAAGGAAGAAACAGUUUUCUAUUUCUGAUGAUGCGCCCAGUUAUUUACCUGCACAGCCAGGAGAACAUCUGGAAUCUCACCAGAACUUUAGGAAACGGGCUGACCACAAGACCAGCCAAUCAGGAUGGCCCUCAGAAUCAACCCGCUUUUCUGCCCGGCAACAGCUGACCUCAGACUGCUGCAGCUGUCUGAGGUUUAAAGGUGAGGAAAGAAAAAACAAACUGUGGUUUAAAGUUCAGAUGUGGUUCUGGUUCUGAGGUCAGCUUUUCAUCCGACCAAAAUGACCUAGAAAAAAAUGUGGAGUAAGUCCAAAUCCAACGAACUAUUAUGGCCAGACAUUUAUUUAUUUUUUUAAGUAUGACAGUAAAGUUAUAAGAUGCCAGAAGAAAGUCGUAAAAUUGCUAGAAAAACUUUGAUCCGGAUCAGUUUGUGAUUCUAGUUUUCAGUCGUUUCAAAGUUCAGCUACUGAUAAAAGAUCAACUUCAAUUGUAAAACCGAAGUAUAACUUUACUCGAUAUUCUUCAUUUUAAUUUAUUUUUUGUAUUGAAGUUAUAAAAUAAGUUUUAUUUUCAUGAUUUUAACUCAUUUUACUUUUUUUUUUCUCUUCUAACUUAAACCUUGUAACAUUAUGACUUUAUUCUCAUUGCUUGAUUUUUUUUUUUUUUUUUGCCUGUAACUUAAUUAUAUUGUGGCGCCGAUACUUUGUUGUACUCCCCUGCAGACAUAAGUCCAUAAUUUCUUCUGGAAGUACAAAUGAAUAUUUUGCUUUCAUCCGGGGGAGAAACUUUCAGACCCUUUAAAUCCAAACCUGGGAGCUUUUUGGCUUCUUUUAGAAAUUUCUGCUGACUCAGCAGACGUCCAGAAGAGGAAACCAGAAACGUCUCGUCUGGAAAAAACUGACGUGUGUAAAUCUUUAAAUGAACUUCAUGCAAAUGUAAAAUAAUGAAAUCUAGACGUCUGUUUUUUGAUGCGUUUGAACUGUAAAAGUCUGAUCUGAGCAGAAAGGCUGGGAUCUUUAGCAGCAGGUUUUCUGGUUUCAGGUCAUUUUGCUUCAGUUCUCUGCAGAUUUCUGCUCGGAGAGACGAUCCGGUCAGGAACCAGAGAACCCAACUGCUGGUUCUGCUGGGUCUGUACAGCUGUAAAUACAACGGCUCCUGUAGCUCCGAUCCGGUUGCACUGAAACGCCGCUCUGUCAGUUUGGCUUCGUUUGCACAGAAUUACCUCCUGUAAUUGUAGGUGAUGUAAGAUUGUAUCCAAAUAAAAUGGAAAAAUACAAA
Molecule: messenger RNA, 2891 nt
Organism: Poeciliopsis prolifica (blackstripe livebearer)
Lineage: Eukaryota; Metazoa; Chordata; Actinopteri; Cyprinodontiformes; Poeciliidae
Gene: klhdc2
Product: kelch domain containing 2
Exons: 14
Coding region: 222-1544 (440 amino acids)
Molecular function (GO): protein binding
Source: RefSeq, a predicted model, not a curated record